Messenger RNA from Thlaspi arvense, 1425 nucleotides. The record is from the annotation of a GenBank genome assembly. NCBI's taxonomy places the organism in Eukaryota, Viridiplantae, Streptophyta, Magnoliopsida, Brassicales, Brassicaceae.
AUGGGUUGUUGUCAAUCCUUGUGCCCGGGUGAAAAUCCGCUUGGGAAAGAUGGAACUCAGCCGCUGCAACCGUCUAAAAACCAAGGCGGCGGUGCUACGGCGGCUGCUGGACUCGAUAACGGCGGAAUCGGAGGCGGCGGAGCUGGUGGUGUAGUCGGAGGAGGAGGAGGAAUCCCGUCUUUCUCUGAGUUCUCUUUCGCUGACCUCAAAGCAGCCACCAACAACUUCAGCUCCGACAACAUCGUAUCAGAGAGCGGCGAGAAAGCCCCAAAUCUUGUCUACAAAGGCCGACUUCAGAACCGUCGCUGGAUCGCCGUCAAGAAGUUCACGAAGAUGGCUUGGCCUGAUCCUAAACAAUUCGCGUAUCUUUCACUAUCCAAUGUUUGCCCCAUUACAGGGAAUUGGAGAGAGUUGGUUUAUGUUAUAGUGUUGUGCUGGGAAAAUCAGACUAUUGAAUGGGCUAUGAGGUUGCGAGUAGGAUAUUACAUAGCUGAAGCUUUGGAUUAUUGUAGUACCGAAGGUCGUCCUUUGUACCAUGAUUUAAAUGCUUACAGGGUUCUCUUUGAUGAGGAUGGUGAUCCUCGCCUCUCAUGUUUCGGCUUGAUGAAGAACAGUCGGGAUGGAAGAGUGACACCUGAAAGUGUUACUUACAGCUUUGGAACUGUGCUUCUGGAUUUACUUAGCGGAAAGCAUAUCCCUCCAAGCCAUGCUCUGGAUAUGAUACGUGGCAAGAAUAUUAUUCUGUUGAUGGAUUCACACCUCGAAGGAAAGUUCUCAACAGAAGAAGCUACCGUAGUUGUGGAACUCGCCUCUCAAUGCUUGCAAUAUGAGCCUCGAGAGAGACCCAACACAAAAGAUCUCGUCGCUACACUUGCACCGUUGCAAACUAAAUCAGACGUCCCUUCUUAUGUAAUGCUUGGAAUAAAGAAGCACGAGGAGGCACCAUCGACGCCGCAGAGGCCACUUUCACCGUUAGGUGAGGCUUGCUCGAGAAUGGAUCUCACAGCUAUUCAUCAGAUUUUGGUCAUGACACAUUACAGAGACGACGAAGGGACAAACGAGUUAUCUUUCCAAGAAUGGACACAGCAGAUGAAAGAUAUGCUUGACGCACGGAAACGCGGUGAUCAAGCUUUCCGUGAGAAAGACUUCAAAAACGCCAUAGACUGCUACUCACAGUUCAUCGACGUAGGAACAAUGGUAUCUCCAACAGUAUUUGGGCGGCGAAGUCUAUGCUAUUUACUAUGCGACCAACCAGACGCAGCACUACGCGACGCAAUGCAAGCGCAAUGCGUGUAUCCUGACUGGCCAACGGCUUUUUACAUGCAGUCAGUGGCAUUGGCGAAGCUGAACAUGAACACUGACGCUGCCGAUAUGUUGAACGAAGCUGCUCAGCUCGAAGAGAAGAGACAACGAGGAGGCAAAUGA